AUGUCUGAGACAGACAUUUGGGGUGAAAAUGAAUUGAGAAAUAAUUUAAUUGCUUUUGUUAUUUGGGAAAUGCAGAAAGUCAGUCAAAAUAUGAUAAAUUCUGCUAGUUUAAAACUUUUAUGCAUUUCAGAUGAGAUAUCAAAAAAUGGAAGAAAAGCUUUUGAAAAUUUAAGAAGCGUGCGGAUAAAAAAACUCACUACCGGCGAAACGAGAAAAAAAAGCAGAAAAAAUUGA
Clunio marinus is the source of this 234-nucleotide messenger RNA. The record is from the annotation of a GenBank genome assembly. NCBI's taxonomy places the organism in Eukaryota, Metazoa, Arthropoda, Insecta, Diptera, Chironomidae.